This is a messenger RNA of Mesoplodon densirostris (Blainville's beaked whale), 6034 nucleotides long. Its product is annotated as ankyrin repeat domain-containing protein 26-like. The record is from RefSeq and is a predicted model, not a curated record. The transcript is spliced from 27 exons. The coding region runs from base 308 to 5104 and encodes 1598 amino acids. Lineage: Eukaryota; Metazoa; Chordata; Mammalia; Artiodactyla; Ziphiidae.
UUGUGGGACGCGCUGGUUGGAAAACACAACGAUGGUGCGAGCUGGCUGGGCGUUUCUGGACAUUUGGAAAUUUUAGAAUCUCCCGCGAGAGAGUCGUCUUCGCAUGCGACUGGGGCUAGAGUGGCGUGGAGCUUCAGGAUGCAGAAGUACUCCCCAGUGUGACCUAUGAGACCAGUAAAGGCUCCCUAUUGUGACAUCUGAAGAAGACUCUGACACUUGCUGAUGCAGCCUGGAAUGAGGGUCAAAGACACUACCAGGCUGUAGGGAGAUAAGAACCACACACCAGGACUCCAGGCCUCUCACUGUUAUGGCCUCUCCCGUUGCGGAGCACAGGCUCCAGAUGCGCAGGCUCAGCGGCCAUGGCUCACGGGCCCAGCCGCUCCACGGCAUGUGGGAUCAUCCCGGACCGGGGCACGAACCUGUGUCCCCUGCAUCGGCAGGCAGACUCUCAACCACUGCACCACCAGGGAAGCCCAAUUUGACUUCUUUUGAUGGAGCUCAGAAAAAUAAUAGGAGUGAUAUGAUGUCAGCGUUAGGAUUAGGAGAAGAGGAAGGUAUAGAAUCACCUUGGGAUUCUGAGAGUAUCUCUGAGAGUCUUCCAGAGAAGUAUGUUGAUCAUUUAUCUGGAGCUGCAGGUCAAAGAGGAAAAAAUAUAUUAAAUGGACAAGUAGAAGAUGUGCCUUAUAUACCUUCUUGCAUGAGUGGAUCGAGAAACUUUAAGAUGACUAAACUAGAGGAUCCAAGAAAUGUAGGCAUACCAGUAGCCCACAUGGAUUCUCCUGAAAAAUAUCCUCACUUGAAGCCUGCAGUUGGAGUGAAAGAUUCUGUUCCUAAUAAAGCAGUAGGAAUGAAGGAUUUACAAACAUCCAGAUCAGAUUUGUCAGCAGAACUAGACUUAGAAAUAACAUCGGAGGAAGCACAAGAAAGGCUUGAUGGAAGUGAAAAUAACCACUCACAGGAUAAAGUUAUUUUAAAAACAUGUACCCUGACAGAAAAGACAUCUGAAAAUCAAAUCAAGCCAAUUGAUCUUCUGCUUUUGCAUCUGCAAAAAAUGCCUCAAGAACCAGAAAUGAAUAAGGAAUGUGAUAGAGAGGACAUAUCUGUAUGUUCAGGACUUCCUUGUGUACAAAAGCAUGAGGAAAUGUGGAUCAAACGAGGCAAAUUAGGGUGGAAAAAUAACUUCAAACGCAUCACAAAUAAGUUAAAGUGGAAGUUUGGUGGAACUUUUGGAAAAUACAAAAUUACUGUUUGUCCUGAGGAAGAGCCACUACAUGAUAACCCUAAAGAAGGAGCAAACAUAAAGGAAAUACCUUCUAAUUUGAAAAAUAAUAUACCUGACUGUGAGGCAAAAGUUGCAUUUGGAGUAUCUGUCUCUCUAGCAUUCCAAGCAUUUCCUGAACAAAAAGACCCCAGUCUUGAAAAUGUUUUUCCAUCUUAUUUAACCUCUGGGUCUUGGGGACAUGCUUGCCCGUCAUCUUCACAGCUUUAUUUAAAUGAAAUUAAAUUAGACUAUAAAAGUGAUAAACCAGACACUGAACAUGUUUUUAACAAAAAUGAGGAGAGUUUUUAUAAUGAUACAGAAAAUAAAAAAGUAAGGGACCCAGUAGUUACAUUUGAAAUGCAAGAAGACCAAGAACUUGAUAUGCAAAUGUUACAAAAUAUGAACCAAAAUACCACUAAUUGGAAAUUAGACAUCGGAUGUAUACCUCAGUCUAGUGAUCCCAAAAGACUUUUUGAUUUAUGGCUUGCCCGCUCCAAUGAAAUGAAACACAUGAUUCAAAUAAAAAGUCGUGAUAUUUCUGCUGUUACAAAUACUUAUAAGAAAACCAAACCAAUACAAGACUGGUUCCAGAAGCCAUUGCUUGCAGAUAAUUGCAGUGCUAAUAACUCUAAAAGCAUGCAACCUGAAUUAGAAAAUGGGAGUUCUUCUCCACUGAAUAGUAACAGAAGAUCCAAAGUGUAUCUAAAUGAAGAAUUACAGCAAGAUAUGCAAAGGCUUAAGAAUGAGAUAGGCAUGUUACAAGUAGAGUUCCUGGCUUUCAGAAAAGAGAAAAUUCAACUUCAAAAAGAGGUUGAAGAAGCAAAGAAGCAGCACAAAAGUAGUGAAAUGGAAGUAUCAGAAAACAUAUAUGAUGCUGAUGAUAGUGGAUUAAUUCAACAGAGAAAGAGCAGAAAAACUAAUAACCAACAGUUUCCUACCAUGGAGAAUGAAGAUUCUGAUAGUAGCGGUCCUGGCGUGCACAUGAAGGAAGUAAAGAAAAAUGAAAAUGAAAAAUGGACAUCAAAAGAAUGUGUGAUUACACCAAUGUUUGAGAAGGCUGAUUCACUGAGUGGUGGUCUGCUACACAUGAAGGAUGACAGCAGUUCAAGUGGAGUAGAUCAGGAUGAUGGCAGGGCUACAAAGGAAACAUCUAAUGAAAAGAACAAGGUCAAAGAGCAAAUUAAUUCUAUGGAUGACCUUGAUGACUUAACUCAGUCAUCUGAAACAGCUUUGGAGGAUUGCCAGAUGCUUUACUCUAAUUAUAAGAAUUCCAUGUUGCUAAUAGAACAACUUGGCAUGGAGUGUAAAGAUUCUGUUAGCUUAUUGAAAAUUCAGGAUGCAGUUCUUUCAUAUGAAAGAUUAAUAGAACUUAAAAAAGAUCACUGUGAACUACUUACAGGAAAAAACAACAAAAUGGAAAGUAAGGUUACUGGGCUACCAAAGGAGCUAUCAGAAACAAAAGAAAUGAAAUCCCAGUUAGAGCAUCAAAGAGUGGAGUGGGAACAAGAGCUCUGCAGCUUGAGAUUCACCCUAAAACAAGAAAAAAAGAAGAGAAGAAAUGCUGACAGGUUAUAUGAAAAAAUUAGGGAGCAGUUAAGAAGAAAAGAAGAGCAAUACAGUAAAGAAGUUGAAAUGAAACAACAACUUGAACUCACUCUCAGAGCACUAGACAUGGAACUGAGGACUGUGAGAAAUAAUCUGAAUCAGGUUGUAGAAGAGCGAAAUGAUGCUCAGAGGCAGCUUUCUCGAGAGCAGAAUGCCAACGUUUUACAAGAUGGGAUCCUGACCAGUCACCUUGCCAAACAAAAGGAGAUAGAAAUGACUAAUAAGGAAAUUAAUUCUGAGGUGUCCGAUAGCCCUGAAAAAGAAAAAGAUCUGUUACAUAAAAACCACAUGUUGCAGGAUGAAGUUGCCAUGCUAAGACUGGAAAUCGACACAAUAAAAUGUCAGAACCAGGAAAAGGAAAAGAAAUAUGUUGAGGACAUUGAAAUUGUAAAAGAAAAGAAUGAUGAUCUUCAAAAGACAAUAAAACUGAAUGAGGAAACAUUAACAAAGACAAUAUUCCAAUAUACUGGACAGCUUAAUGUUCUGACAGCUGAGAAUACAAUGCUAAACUCUAAGCUGGAGAAUGAAAAACAAAGCAAAGAAAGACUGGAAGCAGAAGUGGAAUCCUACCGUUCUAGACUGUCUGCUGCCAUACAUGAUCACCAUCAAAGUCAGACAUCAAAAAGAGACCUGGAACUUGCCUUCCAGAGACCAAGAGAUGAGUGCUUAUGCUUGCAGGACAAAAUGAAUUUUGAUGUGUCUAACCUGAAAGAUAACAAUGAGAUGCUUUCCCAGCAACUUUCUAAAGCUGAAAGUAAAUUCAGUAGCCUAAAAACCAAGCUCCAUCACACGAGGGAUGCUCUCAGAGAAAAGACUUUGGUGUUAGAAUGUGUACAGAGAGACCUAAGCCAAGCACAGUGUCAAAAGAAGGAACUUGAACACAUGUAUCUAAGCGAACAAGGCAAAGUGAAUAAAUACAUUGGAAAGCAGGAAUCCUUAGAAGAGAGAUUAUCUCAACUCCAGAGUGAAAACAUAUUGCUCAGACAGCAACUGGAUGAUGCGCAAAACAAAGCUGACAGUAGAGAGAAGACAGUAAUUAACAUCCAAGACCAGUUUCAGGAGAUUGUGAAAAAACUUCAAGCUGAAAGUGAAAAACAAGGUCUGAUGCUGGAGGAAAGGAACAAGGAGUUAAUCAAUGAAUGUAAUCAUUUAAAAGAGAGAAUGUAUCAGUAUGAAAAUGAGAAAACAGAAAGAGAAGCACUUGUGAGACAACUUCAACAAGAACUGGCUGAUACCCUAAUAAAGCAAUCUAUGUCAGAGGCUUCACUGGAGGCCACGUCACGUUAUCGUACUAAUUUAGAAGAUGAGGCACAGGAUUUAAAGAAAAAAUUACAUCAAGUCACAAGUCAGUUGCAAGAAGCACAGGAUCGAUGUACAGAGGCCAUGAGAUGUGCUGAGAAGACGCAGGAUCACAUCCAAAAGCUUGAAAUUGAAAAUGCCAAGUUAAAACCUACAGUCAAAAAGCAAGCGGAUAAAAUUGAAGAGCUUCAGAAAAACCUGUUAAGUACAAGUUCAGAUGAAAAGGAGCAAUUAAAGAAAUAUAUUGAGCUAAAACAGUCUCUGGAAUAUAGUUUGGAUCGAGUAAUGAAGAAAAAUACUGAAUUAGAAAAAGAGAUUGCUGGACAUUUCUACAGACUUAAGAAACUCUUAAAAAUGGCAAGAAGGAAGUUAAAUGAAUAUGAAAAUGGAGAGCUUAGUUUCCAUGGAGAUUUAAAAACCAGUCAAAGUGAAAUGGAUAUUCAGAUUAACAUGCUAAAACAUAAGACACAAGCAGCAUCUCAAGAAAACUUAGAGCAGUUAAGAGAGAAUCAUAAUGCUUCAAUAAGAAGUCCAAUGGAACUGAGAAUUAAAGAUCUGGAAUCUGAACUCUCCAAAAUGAAAACUUUUCAAGAAGAUUCUACUAAAGCAGAGUUGGAAAAAUAUAAGCAACUCUACCUCGAAGAACUAAAAGUUAGAAAGUCAUUGGCAAAUAAACUAAAGAAGACUAAUAAGAAGCUGGCAAAGGUCAGUACCAAACUACUGGUGGAGAAAGAGCAGAACAGAUCUUUACUCAGCACUCUUACUACGAGGCCAGUCCUGAAGCCACCUUGUGUAGGAAAUAUUAAUAAUCGUUUAGUGCUCACUAGAUAUCUUACUCCAGGAGAAAACUUAGGGAUUUCUACCUCAAGUUGGCGCCCUUCACAUGCGAGCAUGGAGAUUUACUGGACCAAGAUGUGGCAGGAGAUGGAAAAAAUAUAACUAGAGUACUAGAAAAAGCUGCUGCUGAAUUGAAUCAGCAUGCUAUAGAGCUUCUCAUCUAGGAGCUACUGAUGAGUCAAAUCUAAAUCAAGAUCUAGUUUUGAAAACAUCACGAGAAUAUGUACAGAUUUUGAAGAAAGAUUAUAUGAUCUAAAAGAUAAAUAGUAAAAAUUUCCCUCCUGGGUUGUUUGCAUAACAUUUUAGUUGUUUCCCAUUAAACAUGACGUGAAAAUCUGGAUUAAAGGAAAAUAUUCUUGUAUUAUAUGUGUAUGGUGAAAAUGUAUAUACUAUUUUAAACCAUGUUUCUCUGCAUCUAACUUACUUUUAAUAAGAUUUUGUGAAUCAAAACACUGUUGAGUUUUACAUACUCAAACUGAGCCCUGAUACCAGCACCCAGACAACCAAACUUGUCAUUGAUAUAUAGUGGUGUUGAUUGAUAGCUUUUUUCUAUUUCCAAUUUUAUCACGAUAUACAGACCUAAAGAUUUAGACAGACAUCAUUUGGAUAUACUGCUGCUAUGGCUAUUGUCAAUGUUUUGGGGUUUUUUGAAUAUUAUUUAUUUUUGAGUGUGUUGAGUCUUCGUUGCUGCAUGCGGACUUUCUCUAGUUGCGGCGAGCGGGGGCUACGGGCUUCUCAUCGUGGUGGCUUCUCUUGUUGCGGAGCCUGGGCUCUAGGCGCGCGGGCUUCAGUAGUUGUGGCAUGCGGGCUCUAGAGCGCAGGCUCAGUAUUCGUGGCACACAGGCUUAGUUGCUCCAUGGCAUGUGGGAUCUUCCCGGACCAGGGCGAACCUGUGUUCCCUGCAUUGGCAGGAGGAUUCUUAACCACUGUGCCACCAGGGAAGUCCUUAUUGUCAAUGUUUGGAUGUAUUACAAUUGUUCUAGUGCCAUAAAACUUAGUAUAUAUAACUUUAAACACUGAUUCAUAGAUCUU